Tinamus guttatus (white-throated tinamou) is the source of this 2575-nucleotide messenger RNA. NCBI's taxonomy places the organism in Eukaryota, Metazoa, Chordata, Aves, Tinamiformes, Tinamidae. The record is from RefSeq and is a predicted model, not a curated record.
AUGGGGACUGCCCGAGGGUCGCUGGUGAAUCGGGGCAAGGGGGUCGACGGUUGCCCCUGCCGAGGGGGCAGAUGGCGACACAACGCUUCGGACGCCAGUGUCACGGCCAAGCGCCUGAGCAUUGACCUGCUGCAGCUCAAGGGCCACCUCUGCCUGACCUUUACGGAUAACGGGGUGGGAAUGACCCCUCACAAGCUGCACCGCAUGCUCAGCUUUGGUUCCAAGGAGAAGGCCGGGCCGAGUAGCCCCCCGUGCAUUGGGCCGUGUGGAAAUGGCUUCAAGUCCAGCUCCAUGCGGCUGGGGAAGGAUGCGAUCGUCUUCACCAAGAAUGGCGGGGCCCUCACCGUGGGGCUGCUGUCCCAGACCUACCUGGAACGUGUCCAUGCUGAGGCGGUGACUGUGCCCCUGGUGCCAUUUAACCAACAGAACAAGAAGAUAAUUUUUACCGAAGACUCUGUGCCCAGCCUGGAGGCCAUCCUGGAGCAUACGCUCUUCAACACCAGGGAGGAGCUGCUGGCACAGUUUGAUGCCAUCCCAGGCAAGAAGGGCACGCGCAUCCUCAUCUGGAACAUCUGCAGAAACAAAGAUGGGAAGCCAGAGCUGGAUUUUGAUACGGAUGAAUAUGAUAUCCGGUUAGCAGACUUCCUUACAGAGAACAUGGAGACUCGUGGCAAAAAAAUUAUGCCCUGUCGGGAGAUGGUCCCAGAGUUUUCUAUCCUAGAGACAGAGUACUCAUUGCGGGCGUUUUGUAGUAUCUUAUACCUGAAGCCUCGCAUGCAGAUUGUCCUGCGGCAGAAGAAGGUGAACACCCAGCUGAUCUGCAAGAGCUUGGCCAAGACCGAGUAUGACGUGUACAAGCCCACCUUUGCCAACAAAAGAGUGAGGAUCACCUUUGGAUUCAGCUGCAGGAACAAAAGCCACUAUGGGGUCAUGAUGUACCACAAGAACCGCCUCAUCAAGCCCUAUGAGAAAGUGGGCUGCCAGAAGAAGGGAGAAGGCGUGGGUGUCAUCGGAGUAAUUGAAUGCAACUUCUUAAAACCAGUACAGAACAAACAGGACUUUGAAAAAAGCAAGGAGUACCGACGGACAGUCACAGUGCUGGGGCAGAAACUCAACACCUACUGGAAGACAAAGAUGGCCCAGAUGAACUUGGGGAGUGCAGAUACAGCCUGCGUCAUAGCAGAGAGACCAGAUCAGACAUGGGUGCAGUGCGAGGAGUGUCUGAAAUGGAGGAAACUCCCUGACAAGGUUGAUCUCGCGUCUUUGCCGGAGAAGUGGUUUUGCUAUCUCCAUCCUCACCCCAAAUACAGAAACUGCUCAGCACCCGAGGAUCAGGACACCAGCGAUGAGGAGAAGAGCCCCAGCCUCAGCCAGAAGUACAGGAAAGGGGAGCUGAGUGCAGAGAAGAAGAGGAGGAGGUCGUUUUCCUUGCCAUCAGGGGAGAGCGUGGAGCAGCAGGUGACACAGAGUUUCGCGCAGCAUUACCAAGACAGGGGAGACCUCGUGUACAUAAAACAGGAGACCAGUGGAGGCGGCAGCUUGUGCACGUACCUGCUCACAGGGCUGCCGGGCGCCCUGGGCACCCCCUGCCCCACGAGCAGCGCGUGGCGCUGGGACGGAGGCUGCCGCAGGGAGGACGCUCCAGGCCCGUCCGCCGGCUCGGCAGCAGCGCAAAAAGACCCUGUCAUGGUCCAGGGAGAGCUGGAAGGCCGAAUGCCAAACCUGGUAGCAGAAAGCCAGGCUGCAGACAGGAGCGUUUGUGUGAACGUGUACGGGAGCGCCCAGGACGUGCCGAAGGGGCCCUUCGUGGCAGUCGUUGGUGUUUCAAAGGCUGCUGCAGGCACCGAAACUCCCCUUCAGCUCUUCCCCUUUGGGUGGAAGGAGACACUGGACAGGCCAAGCAUGGGAAAGGCCCCGUGCCUCAGGACUGGAAACAGCAGAGGAGAAUUGCAGGUUUUGAACCUAGGGAAGCAGGAGGAUGUGAUGGAGCAGGAGAACAUGAGAAGAGCAGUGGAGAAUAUCUCUGUGAAGCUGGAGAAUAUUUCAGCAGAGCGGGAUUUGCUCCAGUGCAAGGUAGAGGAAGUAGAGCGUGAAAAGUGUUACCUGAAAACAGAGUUCUUGAAAAGCCAGCAGGAACUGGCAGUGCUCAGAGCUCAGGAGACUGAAGGCUUGUACUGGAGCAAGAAACAUAUGGGUUACCGCCAAGCUGAGGUGCAGGAGCUGAAAGCAAAGCUGGCAAGAUCCAUGGAGGAGAAGGAUGAGCUGAUGGAAAGACUCAAGGAGACAGAGAUGCACUUAGAGGUGCUCAGGGAGACACAAGUUUCCUGCAGGGGCCCAGAGAAAGGAGAUGUGAAAAGUGUUCUGGAGAAACUUAAGAACCUGCGUAUGAAUGUGAGCUGGCUGCUUUCCUUGGUUCUCCCCCAUUUGGAGCUUCAGGAGAUUAACUUUGAGUCGGAUCAGGUGGAUGAGAUCUUGCAGACUGUGCUGGAGACAAACCGCAUGUUGGAGUAGUCUGUUCUCUCUUGCCACUGUGCCUUUUUUCAUGUGUCUAGAUCCCAAAGCUGUUUUUGUGGCC